CUUUUUUUCUUUCCUAAAAUGUCAAACCCUGCUAGUGUCAUUCGCUUUUUACAUGUCAUUGAAAACCUCAAAAGAACCAAAAGAACCGGUUGGUUAGACAACGGUAUCAAUGGUGCCGAAUCCAUUUCUGACCACAUGCAUCGCAUGGGUGUCAUGGCCAUGCUCGUCAACGAUCCUUCCAUCAAUCGCGAAAAAUGCAUCAAAAUGGCCAUCGUGCACGAUCUCGCUGAAGCUGUGGUUGGUGAUAUCACACCUCAUGCCGGUGUCAGUAAGGCCGAUAAAUACACCAUGGAAAAGAACGCAAUGGAUGGAUUUAGAGAAUCAUUAGGUAAUACAGACACUGCCAAUGAAAUUGUCGAUUUGUGGCAAGAAUAUGAGGAUGCUUCCACACCGGAAGCUCUCUUCGUAAAGGAUCUUGAUAAGUUUGAAAUGAUUGUUCAAGCUUUGGAAUAUGAAAAGUCUGAUAAAAAGAAUUUGCAAGGUUUCUUUGAUUCCACAAAAGGAAAAUUCGAACACCCUACUGUCAAAGCUUGGGCAGAAGCCUUAUACAAGGAAAGAGAGGAAUUAUGGAAGCAAUAAAUACAGACUUCUCUUUACCAUGGACACUAAUUGUCAUUUAUUAACCAUUCA
Molecule: messenger RNA, 630 nt
Organism: Mucor mucedo
Lineage: Eukaryota; Fungi; Mucoromycota; Mucoromycetes; Mucorales; Mucoraceae
Exons: 6
Coding region: 19-579 (186 amino acids)
Cellular component (GO): cytoplasm
Molecular function (GO): 5'-deoxynucleotidase activity
Source: RefSeq, a predicted model, not a curated record